Cydia strobilella is the source of this 1063-nucleotide messenger RNA. Its product is annotated as venom allergen 5-like. The coding region runs from base 49 to 1062 and encodes 337 amino acids. The transcript has a single exon. The record is from RefSeq and is a predicted model, not a curated record. Lineage: Eukaryota; Metazoa; Arthropoda; Insecta; Lepidoptera; Tortricidae.
UCUGGCAGAUGCUUUGUUUAUGUUGUAUGUCUAUUUUAAAAGUGUGAAAUGCGUAUUACGUUGUUUAUUUUGGAGUAUUUUAUUUUAGGUAAUGCAUUUGGAGAGAUUAUGAAUACAACUAAACCAAUAGAUUACUGUGCUCAUCCUCAUUGUUCGAUGAGAAACCAGCACACGAUGUGUGUAGCAACUAGGAAAGUUAGCGGGCGGCUGUAUGCGUCUGGCAUGACCACGUGGAUGCGCUACCAGCUGCUGCUGCUGCACAACCGGCACCGCGACAACGUGGCCAUGGGCCUGGACCCCGGCCAGCCCCCCGCCGCCAACAUGCGCAAGAUGUACUGGGACUACGAGCUUGAGGAGAUGGCCGAACUCUGGGCGAGGCAAUGCCAGAAAAGGCACGACGAAUGUAGAAAUACCUUCCGAUUUAAUGUUCUUCAAAACAUGGAUGUCCGGCCUGUCGUUGUUAAGAUGACACAAGCACAAUUGCUAGCAGAUGCGGUUGACGCCUGGUUUUCAGGUUCGAGGGUUUUACCUCAAGAGAAUAUUUGGUCCUUUAAACUUACCAACUGUAGUGCUUCAGGUGGAUGCAAUUCCCACUGGUAUUCGGCCGCGGCGUGGGCGUCUACAUGGCGCGUAGGUUGUUCCCAAGCACUUUGUACAUUAAGAGCGCGUUCUUGUGAUGUUUUUCGCAAUCGUCGACGUAGUGACACAAAGUUUCAGCAAUCGUCGAAUGUGACUCGAACAACUCCAAGGGAAAAUUUAUUGCGCAGAACAAAGUACAUGACUGAGGCCUCGGAAAGUAAACAUCAUUUCAACGACUUUUCUUCUAUGUCAAGUACGGAGGUACCCCCGCUGCAUCGGGGCGUUCUCGAAUUCGCUAGGAAAGCUCAAGGAGAACCUAAAAUUAUGGCUUAUACAUUUUGUAACUAUGGACCGGCUGGGAAUAUUGAGGGUUUUCCGAUUUACAUGAGCGGGAUGCCCUGCAGUCGCUGCCCGCCCGGCACGCGCUGCGGCGACCGUACGCACCGUGCCUUGUGCACCGUUCAUAACGAUCCCGAUAUCUGAC